Messenger RNA from Didymosphaeria variabile, 1956 nucleotides. RefSeq names its product pseudouridine synthase deg1 (gene DEG1). NCBI's taxonomy places the organism in Eukaryota, Fungi, Ascomycota, Dothideomycetes, Pleosporales, Didymosphaeriaceae. Gene Ontology annotation, molecular function: pseudouridine synthase activity; RNA binding. Gene Ontology annotation, cellular component: nucleus; cytoplasm. The transcript has a single exon. Gene Ontology annotation, biological process: mRNA pseudouridine synthesis; tRNA pseudouridine synthesis. The record is from RefSeq and is a predicted model, not a curated record. The coding region runs from base 1 to 1956 and encodes 651 amino acids.
AUGAGGGGAAUUGUGCCCCACCUCCCAGUGCACUCCUUCCCCGAGUUCGAGCACCAGCUGCACCGUCUUUUCUGUACCCGCCGCAGCUUCCACAAGCUCUCGCGCGUGCCCCGUCGCGAGCAGAUCCUCCGCACCCAGCUUGGCGCCCGCAGCACAAUGAGCCCCGGCUACGAGCAGUGGACACACGAGCAGCUCGUCGCGCGCAUAAAAGAGCUGGAGUCACAGAUUAUACCAAAUGAUAAAGUCUCCGCGUCUAAACUUGCCGAACCGAACGCUGCGACCUUCAGACACUUUCCCAUACCGUCGCCAGGAGAUGCGGACACGCAGAUACCGUACCGCAAGCCCGCGAAGCAGCAACCGAAGGCUUUCGACGCGUCGAGAUACAGUACGCGACUUAUAGCGUUGAAGUUUGCGUACCUGGGGCAGAAAUAUAAUGGAUUGGAGCAUCAUGCAAAUAAUACGACGCCGCUACCUACGAUAGAAGAGGAGCUGUGGAAAGCGCUGAUGAAGACGAGGUUGAUAAGCCCGACGCCAAAGGAUGACAAAGAGGAGGAGACAUUCAAGAGGUUAGACAGGAAGCAAUUUGAAAAAUGGGACAGAGACGGGGCAGAUGUCAAUUGGGAGGGGUGCGAGUACUCCAAGUGCGGUAGGACGGACAGAGGUGUGAGCGCCUUUGGACAGGUCAUUGGGGUGAGGGUCAGGAGUAAUCGACCUCGGCCGAAGCCUGCGGUUGCGUUGGAACAGGAUGCUGCAGAAGAUGCUAUGCAAGAGAUGGAAAUAGCGGCGGCGGUGGAGAACGAAGAGUCGACGAAACCCUUCGAUGACCGAAGAGACGAGCUCGCCUACAUUCAACUUCUCAACCGCGUCCUCCCACCAGACAUCCGCAUCUACGCUUGGUGUCCCGAACCCCCGCCUAACUUCUCCGCCCGCUUCUCCUGCAAAGAGCGCCGCUACAAAUACUUCUUCACGAACCCAUGCUUCGCACCGGUCCCCGGCACCUCGGGCGUCUACUCCCCCUUGCUCGACACGACCAACACCUCCCCACCCAUGCGCGAAGGCUGGCUCGACAUCGCCGCCAUGCGCCAAGCGUGCAAAAACCUCGAAGGUCUCCAUGACUUCCGCAACUUCUGCAAAAUCGACCCCAGCAAACAAAUCACAAACUUCAACCGGCGCAUCUUCCGCGCCUCCAUCGAGGAAGUCUCCCCCCUCUCCGUCCCCAGCUUCCUCUCGCACAUCGCAAUCCAGAACCCUGCCUCAGGGCAGGAGCCCAAAAUGUACGCCUUCGUGCUACAUGGCUCGGCCUUCCUAUGGCACCAAGUCCGCUCCAUCGUCGCGAUUCUUUUCCUCAUCGGCCAGCGCCUCGAGGCUCCAGAGCUGAUCACGCACCUUCUUGACAUCGUGGCAAAUCCUACGCGCCCGAAGUACGAGAUGGCGUCGGACGCCCCGCUCGUCCUCUGGGACUGCAUCUUCCCUUACGAGCACGAAGUGCAGUCCUCGGAGGAGCGCGAGCACGGCUACGAAGACCGUCUGCAGUGGGUAUACGUCGGCGACGAAGGGGGCAUCGAGCCCAAGUCGCUUGGGAAAGCUAAGGCUGGAGGCGGACCGAGCAGCAUGGGCCGCGGGAAGUGGGGGCGAGGAGGCGUCAUGGACGACGUGUGGGAGUUGUGGCGCGGGAAUAAGAUUGAUGAGACGUUGUCUGCGCUGCUGCUUGAUGCGGUUGCGGGGCAAGGGGAGAGCACGCUGGAUAGGGAGGGCAGUGGGGAUGGGAAUGGGAUGCCUAAGGCGGGUCCUAGGGUGUUCGAUGGAGGGGACGUUGGGAGGGCGAAGGGGAACUAUAUGCCUGUGCUUGAGCGGGAGAGGCAGGAGCCGGUGGAGGUGGUGAAUGAAAGGUACGCGAGGAAGAAGGGGUUGGAUCCGAAUGCGAGGAAGCCGAAAGAGGAGGAUGCGGACGAGUGA